Messenger RNA from Leucoraja erinaceus (little skate), 12151 nucleotides. Its product is annotated as sodium channel protein type 2 subunit alpha-like. Lineage: Eukaryota; Metazoa; Chordata; Chondrichthyes; Rajiformes; Rajidae. Gene Ontology annotation, cellular component: axon; voltage-gated sodium channel complex; plasma membrane. The record is from RefSeq and is a predicted model, not a curated record. The transcript has 24 exons. Gene Ontology annotation, biological process: sodium ion transmembrane transport; neuronal action potential; membrane depolarization during action potential. Gene Ontology annotation, molecular function: protein binding; voltage-gated sodium channel activity. Bases 1691 to 7267 code for a protein of 1858 amino acids.
UUAGCUGUGAGGAGGAUCCUAGGAGGCUGCAAGAUGGCUGGGUGAGUGGGCAAAUGCAUGGCAGAUGCAGUAUAAUGUGGAUAAAUGUGAGGUUAUCCAUUUUGGUGGCAAAAACGUGAAAGCAGACUAUUAUCUAAAUGGUGGCCGAUUGGGAAAGGGGGAGAUGCAGCGAGACCUGGGUGUCAUGCUACACCAGUCAUUGAAGGUAGGCAUGCAGGUGCAGCAGGCAGUGAAGAAAGCGAAUGGUAUGUUAGCAUUCAUAGCAAAUGGAUUUGAGUAUUAGAGCAGGGAGGUUCUACUGCAGUUGUACAGGGUCUUGGUGAGACCACACCUGAAGUAUUGCGUACAGUUUUGGUCUUCUAAUCUGAGGAAGGACAUUCUUGCCAUAGAGGGAGUGCAGAGAAGGUUCACCAGACUGAUUCCUGGGAUGUCAGGACUUUCAUAUGAAGAAAGACUGGAUAGUACUUUAGAAGACUCGCUAGAAUUUAGAAGAUUGAGAGGGGAUCUUAUAGAAACGUACAAAAUUCUUAAGGGGUUGGACAGGCUAGAUGCAGGAAGAUUGUUCCCGAUGUUGGGGAAGUCCAGAACAAGGGGUCACAGUUUAAGGAUAAAGGGGAAAUCUUUUAGGACUGAGAUGAGAAAAAACAUUUUUCACACAGAGAGUGGUGAAUCUCUGGAAUUCUCUGCCACAGAAGGUAGUUGAGGCCAGUUCAUUGGCUAUAUUUAAGAGGGAGUUAGAUGUGGCCCUUGUGGCUAAAGGGAUCAGGGGGUAUGGAGAGAAGGCAGGUUCAGGAUACUGAGUUGGAUGAUCAGCCAUGAUCAUAUUGAAUGGCGGUGCAGGCUCGAAGGGCUGAAUGGCCUACUCCUGCACCUAUUUUCUAUGUUUCUAUAUUGAUAAUAUUCAUACCCAGCCAGGCUACAUAAAAAGUGCAGUUAAAAUCGUGGUCAUAAUUAUUUGAUUCCAGAUAGGGAUACAUGGCAGAUAUUGUCCAGGAGUUUUAUCCUUAAACUAAUACUUCUGAAGCUGAACACUAUUGGAAUUAUCAGUGUCAAGAAAGAGCCGGAGUGACACAGUGGUGCAGCGGGUAGAGCCGCUGCCUCAUAGCUCCAGAGACCCGGGUUCAAUCCUGACCUCUGCGUGGAGUUUGCACCUUCUCCCUGUGAUUGCAUGGGUUUCCACCCACAUCCUGAAGACGUGCAGGUUUGUAGGUUAAUUGGCUUUUAGUAAAUUGUCCCCUAGUGUGUAGGGAGUGGUUGCAAAAGUGGGAUAACAUAGAACUAGUAUGAAUGGGUGAUCAAUGGUUGUCGUGGACCGAAGGGCCGGUUUCCAUGCUGAAUCUUUCAUAAUCAUUGCUGGCUGUUAAAGAUUAUGGAUUUGCUAGAACUGCCAUGAGAUGGAGGGAAGAAAUGUGGAUGGUUAAACACUCUGAAGAGAGUCACUCAUCUUCCCAUAAUUUGGUUCGUAAAGAUUGGAAAGUGUUGAGAACUGUAACGUCUAGCGAAUUGUUGGGUGGAGCGGUUUUGGAAGUAAGCACUUGGAGAAUGCUAUAAAUGGCUGAAAUUCAAGAAAUAUAGUAUCGUUACCAGAAACAUGAACCCUUUCUAUAUCGGGCUAGUGAUGAAUAAAUUCACCAUGCUUUAAUUUCCAAACGCUGUGACGUUUUCUUGACUAAGUCAUACAUUGUUCAGCAUGCUCAUCAUGUGCACUAUUAUGACCAAUUGUGUGUUUAUGACAAACCAUAACCCACCAGAAUGGACCAAGAAUGUAGAGUAUACCUUUACUGGUAUAUACACAUUUGAAUCACUUAUAAAAAUCCUUGCAAGGGGCUUCUGUAUCGAUCACUUCACAUUUCUCCGAGAUCCAUGGAAUUGGUUAGAUUUCAGUGUCAUUGUCAUGGCGUAUGUAACAGAAUUUGUAAACCUAGGCAAUGUUUCAGCUCUUCGAACUUUCAGAGUAUUGAGAGCUUUGAAAACUAUUUCUGUAAUCCCAGGUCUCAAGACCAUUGUGGGUGCCCUGAUUCAAUCAGUGAAGAAACUGGCUGAUGUGAUGAUUCUGACUGUGUUUUGCUUGAGCGUAUUUGCACUAAUAGGACUACAGCUGUUCAUGGGAAACUUGAAACACAAAUGUGUAAAGUGGCCGCCACUAGACUUUGAUUUCAAUGCAAAAAACAGCUCGUCGGGCCUGAAUGGCACCAUGACCAAUGAGACCCAGAACACAUUUGACUUUGGGAGAUACAUCUUAGAUAAAGAUAAUUAUUAUACCUUGAAUGGAUCCAAAGAUGCAUUGCUUUGUGGCAAUGGCUCAGAUGCCGGUCAAUGUCCCGAGGGUUAUAUAUGCAUGAAAGCUGGAAGGAACCCUAACUACGAUUAUACAAGUUUUGACACAUUUGGCUGGGCAUUCUUAUCGUUGUUUCGACUAAUGACACAGGACUUUUGGGAAAACCUUUACCAGCAGACCUUGCGGGCCGCUGGAAAAACCUACAUGAUCUUUUUUGUGUUGGUCAUUUUCCUGGGAUCGUUUUACUUGGUCAACUUGAUCCUGGCUGUGGUGGCCAUGGCGUACGAUGAACAGAAUCAGGCCACGCUCGAGGAGGCAGAACAAAAAGAAGCAGAAUUUCAGCGAAUGCUUGAACAACUGAGAAGACAUCAGGAGGAUGCCCAGGCUGCAGCGGCUCUGGCAGCUGAGGUAGAGGAGGGAAGCGAGAGGGUUGGAAUGUGUGAAAUGUCAUACAGUUCCUCUGAGGCAUCGAAGCUCAGUUCAAAGAGCGCCAAGGAGCGGAGAAACAGAAGGAAGAAGCGGAGACAAGGAGGCGAGGAGAAAGAUGAUGAGAAGAUGCACAAAUCGGAAUCAGAAGACAGCGGCAGAAAGGGAAACGGAUUUCGGUUUUCCAUUGAUCGGAACGGCCUUUCGUAUGAAAACAAAAACUCCUCCCCACAUCAGUCGCUGCUCAGUGUCCGCGGCUCCAUCUUCUCUCCCCGACGGAACAGCAGGAGCAGCAUCUUCAGCUUCAAGGCCCGGACGAAGGACGUAGGCUCGGAGAACGAUUUUGCCGACGACGAGCACAGCACGUUCGAGGACAACGAUAGUCGCCGGGGCUCGCUCUUCAUCCCCCGCAUGCAGGGUGAGCGGCGCAGCAGUAAUGUCAGUCAGGGCAGUCGCUGCUCCAGGAUCCUGCCUGUCCUUCCCGUCAAUGGGAAGAAACACAGCUCGGUGGACUGUAACGGAGUGGUCUCACUGGCCGGUGGACUCUCGACACCAACCUCGCCCAUCGGAUGCCUACUGCCAGAGGGCACCCACACAGAUGCAGAUCAUAAGAAGAGAAGGAUUAGAUCUAAUCAACAUUCCAUGGAUUUUCUGGAUGAACCCACUCCAAGGCAGAGAGCUUUAAGUGUGGCCAGCAUUCUCACAAAUACUAUGGAAGAACUGGAAGAAUCGCGACAGAAAUGUCCGCCCUGUUUGUACAAGUUUGCAAACGACUACUUGAUCUGGGACUGCCAUCCGCAUUGGCUGAAAGUGAAGGAGAUUGUCCACUUGAUUGUGAUGGACCCCUUUGUGGAUCUGGCCAUCACUAUCUGCAUCGUGCUCAACACCCUGUUCAUGGCGAUGGAACAUUACCCCAUGACCAAGAACUUUGAAAAUGUGCUUUCCAAUGGCAACUUGGUAUUUACUGGAAUCUUCACUGGCGAAAUGAUUUUCAAAAUCGUUGCCUUGGAUCCUUAUUACUACUUUCAAGAAGGAUGGAAUAUUUUUGACAGCAUUAUUGUGAGCCUUAGCCUCAUGGAACUGGGUCUUGCAAAUGUGGAAGGAUUAUCUGUGUUGCGAUCUUUCCGCUUGCUCAGAGUUUUUAAACUGGCCAAGUCUUGGCCGACACUGAACAUGUUGAUUAAGAUCAUUGGCAACUCAGUUGGCGCUCUGGGCAACUUGACCUUGGUGUUGGCCAUCAUAGUCUUCAUCUUCGCCGUGGUCGGCAUGCAGCUCUUUGGUAAAAGCUACAAGGAGCAUGUCUGUAAAAUCGAGGGACGCGGCAAACUACCGCGCUGGCACAUGAAUGACUUUUUUCAUUCCUUUCUGAUUGUGUUCCGAGUCUUGUGCGGAGAAUGGAUUGAGACAAUGUGGGACUGUAUGGAGGUCGCCGGACAGUCAAUGUGUCUCAUUGUCUUCAUGAUGGUCAUGGUCAUUGGUAACCUCGUGUUAUUGAAUCUAUUUUUGGCCUUGCUAUUGAGCUCGUUCAGUGCCGAUAAUUUAGCGGCUUCUGAUGAUGACAAUGAGAUGAAUAACUUGCAGAUUGCCGUGGGCAGGAUACAGAGGGGCGCGGACUACAUGAAGCGAAACGUGCAGCAAUUAUUUCAGAGAGUCUUCGUCAAGACUAAAGUGACAGAAGAUAUCAAACCUCUCGAUGAAUUGCAGAAAAAGAAAGAUAUCUACAUCUCUGACCACACGGCCGUUGAACUGAGCAAAGAAGUGGACUAUCAUAAAGAUGGGAAUUGCACUACCAGUGGGAUUGGCAGUAGUAUGGGCAAAUACAAUGUUGAUGAAUGUGACAACAUGUCCUUCAUUCACAAUCCAAGUCUGACUGUCACCGUGCCAAUAGCUGUGGGGGAAUCAGACUUUGAAAAUCUAAACACAGAAGACUUUACCAGUGAAUCGGACAUGGAAGGAAGCAAAGAGAAGUUACCUGAUAGCAGCUCAUCGGAAGGAAGCACGGUUGACAUCAGUCCACCUGGGGAGGGAGAGCAGCCAGAGGAAACGCCGGAGGAAUCUACCGAUCCUGAAGCUUGCUUCACAGAAGGGUGUGUAAGAAAAUUCCCAUUAUGCUAUGUCAACAUAGACGAGGGCUAUGGCAAGUCUUGGUGGAACCUCCGAAAGACUUGCUUCAAAAUAGUGGAACACAAUUGGUUUGAGACAUUCAUUAUCUUCAUGAUUCUUCUGAGCAGCGGGGCAUUGGCUUUUGAAGAUAUUUAUGUCGAACAGCGGAAAAACAUCAAAUCAAUGCUUGAAUAUGCAGAUAAAAUCUUCACCUAUAUUUUCAUUCUGGAAAUGUUGUUGAAGUGGGUGGCGUAUGGCUUUGUGAAGUAUUUCACAAAUGCAUGGUGUUGGCUGGAUUUCCUCAUUGUUGAUGUGUCUUUAGUGAGCCUCGUAGCCAAUGCCUUGGGGUAUUCGGAACUUGGGCCCAUUAAGUCCCUCAGAACGCUAAGAGCCUUGAGGCCUUUGAGAGCACUGUCACGCUUUGAAGGCAUGAGGGUGGUUGUCAAUGCUCUCCUUGGUGCCAUCCCUUCCAUCAUGAACGUGCUGCUGGUUUGCCUGAUAUUCUGGCUUAUCUUCAGUAUCAUGGGCGUGAAUCUGUUUGCUGGAAAAUAUUAUCGUUGUAUCAACGUGACGGACGGGACUCUAUUCCCCAUUGAUGUCGUUGACAACAUGACGGAAUGCCUUCAACUUAAAGAGAGCGCUCGGUGGAAAAACUUAAAAAUCAACUUUGACAACGUUGGACUCGGCUACCUUGCUUUACUGCAAGUGGCAACAUUUAAAGGCUGGAUGGAUAUCAUGUAUGCUGCUAUUGAUUCAAGAAAAGUGAAACAGCAACCGGACUAUGAAUGCAACCUGUACAUGUAUUUUUACUUUGUUAUUUUCAUCAUUUUUGGAUCUUUCUUCACCUUGAAUCUGUUCAUCGGUGUCAUUAUUGACAACUUCAAUCAACAGAAGAAAAAGUUUGGAGGUCAAGAUAUUUUUAUGACUGAAGAACAGAAGAAAUACUACAAUGCAAUGAAAAAGCUGGGCUCCAAGAAACCACAGAAACCUAUACCAAGACCAUUGAACAAGAUCCAAGGCACGGUGUUUGAUCUGGUAACCCAACAAGUCUUUGAUAUCAGCAUCAUGAUUCUCAUCUGCCUGAACAUGGUCACCAUGAUGGUAGAAACUGAUGACCAGAGCAAAGAGAUGAGCAACAUCUUGUAUUGGAUCAACUUGGUCUUCAUUGUUCUCUUCACAUGUGAAUGUGUGCUUAAACUGAUCGCCCUUCGAUAUUAUUACUUUACAAUAGGCUGGAAUACUUUUGACUUUGUAGUCGUUAUUCUUUCCAUUGUAGGCAUGUUCUUAGCAAAAAUCAUUGAAAAGUACUUUGUGUCACCGACGUUGUUCCGAGUGAUCCGACUGGCCAGAAUUGGUCGUAUCUUGCGCUUGAUCAAGGGGGCCAAGGGAAUCCGAACACUGCUGUUUGCGUUGAUGAUGUCCCUGCCUGCCUUGUUCAACAUCGGUCUGUUACUUUUCUUGGUCAUGUUCAUUUACGCCAUAUUUGGGAUGUCUAAUUUUGCCUACGUGAAGCAUGAAUCUGGCAUUGACGACAUGUUCAACUUUGAGACCUUUGGAAACAGCAUGAUCUGCCUGUUUCAGAUCACUACAUCCGCUGGUUGGGAUGGAUUAAUGGCUCCGAUUCUCAACAGUGUAUCACCAGAUUGUGACCCAAAGAAAGAAAACCCAGGCAGCCCGAUUAUGGGAGACUGCGGCAAUCCCCCUGUCGCAAUCUUAUUCUUUGUUAGUUACAUCAUAAUCUCGUUCUUGAUUGUCAUAAAUAUGUACAUUGCAAUUAUCCUGGAGAAUUUCAGUGUUGCGACAGAGGAGAGUGCCGAACCACUCGGCGAAGAUGACUUUGAGAUGUUUUAUGAAGUUUGGGAGAAGUUUGACUCGGACGCAACUCAAUUUAUGGAGUACGGGCGAUUGCACGACUUUGCAGAUGCCCUGGAGCCACCUCUCCGUGUGGCAAAGCCCAACAACAUACAACUCAUAGCUAUGGACCUGCCCAUGGUUAGCGGAGAUAGAAUUCACUGCCUGGAUAUCUUGUUUGCAUUCACAAAGCGUGUGCUGGGUGAGAGCGGAGAGAUGGAUGUUCUACGACAGCAGAUGGAAGAGCGCUUCAUGGCAUCUAAUCCCUCCAAGAUAUCCUAUGAGCCGAUUACCACCACUCUGCGACGUAAGCAGGAACAUAUGUCUGCGACUAUAAUUCAGAGAGCUUUCAGGCGGUAUCUGAUUCGGCGAACAUUGAAACGGGCAUCCUUCAUGUUCAAAGAGAAAGGUAAAGCAAGUGAGCUCUUACCCGGCAAAGAAGAGAUGGUGAUAGACAAAUUUAAUGAAAUCUCCACUACAGACAAAACUGACAUGACACCUUCCACCACAUCACCACCAUCCUACGACAGUGUAACAAAGCCAGAGAGGACCAGAGAUGACAAAGAGAAAGAAGACAGAGGCAAAGAUGUAAGGGAGUAUAAAAAGUAAAUGCAGACACGUCAAACAAAAAGGAUCCACUUGUAUGACAUUGUUUACAACCUUUUAAAUGUGACCCUACUGUAUCAACAGACUCCAUUGGAGAUCUAUGCCAAACAAAUGAUUAGUAUAUCAUGAGGUGUCUGACCCUCACCAGGAAACUGGAACUCUGUAAAGCGGAGGUCAGCAAGUGGGAACAGAAGCUUACGGUUCCAACUUCCUGUUGACACCGCGGAUGAGAAAAGUCAAAACAGAAAUGAGACAAAGGGACCAGAAGAUUUUACAUAUUUGUGUGUCAUUUAUUGUGCAAACGGUAGUAUGUUUUAUCUGUAUAUUUUGCAUUCCAGUUGCCACAGUUCCACACAGUUUAUACCUGGCCCACAACAAUUCACACAUUAUUUUAUAAUUCAUAAGUUAUAUAUUAUAUGUGACUAUUUUUCUAAGUGGAGCGGGAGGGCCUUUAUGUUCUUGGGAAAAGAUUUCGAGCACUACUUUUAAGGUAAGCAGAUCACACCAAACGUUUUGGAGAACGUGUUUAACGUGGACAAAAGCUGUAGUGCAUGGUGGCAUGCUGCACUCUCAUCCAUUGUGCAUGAGGAACCAUUACCCCACAGAUCAAACAAGAUAUUUUUUAUCGAUUUAGUGUUUCAGGGUGGUCCUGAUGUCUAAGGUGCUUUAAUAAAUGUGUUGUGUUAUAUUUGGACAGUUCUGAUAUGUGCCUGCUAGUUAUUUAUGACCCGAAACUGAGAGUUGAUGGGUAUUUUUAUGUGGCACAUUUACAAACGACUCUCAGCGGCUGCAAUUUCAGUGUAUGUUCUAAAGUCAAGAUUACUAUUUCUUUCUUUUAUACUGCCAUUGGAUGGAUAGAAACAAGAACACAGAGAAAGGGUCUACCCAACAAAACUGAAUUGACCAAAACUGAACUUUACAAAAACUGCUCUGCUCUAUUGUUUCAGUAUUGUUUCACGAUUGUCAACUCACAAUGAGAUUGACGUUGCACAAGAUGAGUAAAACCCUUUUGUUGUGUAAAUAAUUACUCCACACUGCGGUGCAUAUUUGAACAAGUGAUUAUCUUGGCACGACUGUCACGGUGUCAAAUAUGCUCCACUUUAAGUCUAGUUAGCAAGCUUUUUGCCAGCUGUAUUCCGUACCAUUAUACAUAGUUUGAAUACUGUCCCUGGUGCAUGUUUAUAUAGCAAUGCUGCUGUACACUGUCCUUCCACUGCCCCAUGAGAAGACAUACGCCAGUGCUCACACCUCCUAGUUUGCAGUAAACCAAGAAGAUUUAUUUUGGGUUUCUAGAUUCAAAUGCAUUCUGUAUGCUGUAUGACCAGAUUCCAUUGCAUAUUGCUUGAAAUGCUCAUACUAAGUGGUUGACUUUUCUAAAGAAAAUAUAAAUAUUGUAAAAAUUCAUUUUAUUUUACUUUUCAGCGUUUGUACAUAUAAAAUGUUAAUGAGAAUGAUUUCAGGUCAGAACUACAGACACUUUUUUUUACAUUGAUCCAUAGCACUUUUUCAUCAAUAAACUUCUUCCCAAAAGAGAGGGCAGAAAUUUUUAGUUUACUUUUUAAUAUGAAUGCACACAUUUUCAGUCUAACAACAAUUAAUUUGUGCUAAGUUUGGACCACGAUUCACUUCUUCCUGCAAAGUGAUAUCCAGCGAUGAAUUGAGAGUUAAACAUUAUCCAGAGAUAAAGCACUGCCUAUAUUGAAGGGGUCAGGGAGAGAAGCCUUGAACCUUUGAGGUGUCCACUUGGACACAUUUUGUCUUGUGAAAUAAUUCAUGCUGCACUAGAAUGGUUUGAAAAUUAAAAUGGGUCCACGGUUUUCUUUCACAAGAACAAAGUUGAUAUUCUUUAAUCACACCCAGGUUUUUUUUGUGUUUACUUACACAAAAAGAAAUUAAAUGUAAACUCCUUAUAUUAAGCCUAUUGACUUGUAGUGUAUUAGUGAGCUGCAUGCAGGAUAAUGCUAAUAUUACCGUAAAUAAAUGGUAAGACUACAUUACAGAAACAAGCUAACAGAAUAAAUAAAUUUUUUUAUUGUACGUAAUGACCGACUCUGUGUGGAUUUUUUUUUAAUGUCCGGUUGAUCUUGAUUGAAUUUUGCUUUGGGUAUUUCUGCUCCUGAUAAUGUCUACCAUGUAUGACAUUGGAACAGAUUACACUGGAAGCACCCUGUGGCUGAUACUUGCCACACAAAGUGCCCACAACUAAAGCUAAAUAAGGGGAACAGCUGACCUAUGUACCCAUGAACUGAAGUUUGUGUUUGUGGUGACCAGGGCUCAUAUAGUAAACACUCUGGCCCUGCCUUUGGCAUAAUCAUGACAGCCUUUAUCAGUUCCUCCAGCACUUUGUAUUCUCCUCAGGAUUCCAGUGGCUGCAGUUCCCUGUAUCUAUGCUCAUUCCCCCAAGUUAGAUGUUCCAGCAUCACAACUCUAUCUUCUCCAAGUUUUGUACUUCAUCGCAAAGUUCAGAGACAAGUAUCCCUGUAAAGUUUAGUUUAGUUUAAAGAUACAGCAUUGAAACCGGUUCUUUGGCCCAACGAUCGCCCCCACACACUAGUUCUAUCAUACACGCUAGGAACAAUUUAUAGAAGCCAAUUAACCUACAAACCCGCACUUCUUUGAAAUGUGGGAGGAAGCUGGAGCGUCCGGAGAAAACACACGCGGUCACAGGGAGAAGAUACAAACUCCACACAGACAGCACAGACACGUAGUCAGGAUCGAACCUGACUCUCUGGCGCAGUGAGGCGCCGCUCUAAAAUGAAGACCCGAUGGCGGUUUUAAAUAGAACAGCCUGCAUGAUCUGACACAUAACCCAAUUGCUUUCAAGUCCAACACCAUAAUAAGAUUAAAUUUGAUAAGCAGGGCAGUAAUGCGGUCAGAUUCCUUUGGAAUAAGAGUAAAUAGUCUUUACACAUUAUUAUUAAGGUGAUAGUUAUCAGCAUCAAUAUAGAUUUUGAAGCUUUCUAGCCCAAUUCAAAUGUUAUGUGGAUGUAUAUAAAAUAAUAAGAGACAUAGGUAGGGUAGAGAGAACCUUUUUCCCCAGGGCAGAAAUGUCAAAGAUUAGGGGACAUAGUUUUAAGGUCAGCGGGACAUAAUUUAAAGGAGAUGUGCAAGUUUUUUUGCACAGAGGGUGGGUGCCUGGAACACGCUGCCAGGGAUAGUGGUGGAGGCAUAUAUGAUAGUGCCGUUUAAGAAGCUUUUAGAUAAGCUCAAGGAUAUGCUGGGAAUGGAGAGAUAUGGAUGAUGUACAGGCAGAGAUUAGUUUACAAUUUUGCACGGACAUUGUGGGUUGAAGGGCCUGCUCCUGUGCUGUACUGUUCUACUAAUGUUUUAAAUGUGAUCUUGUUCAAGGUAGAAUAUUGUAUUUGUGUCUGGGGUGAGCAUUCCUGACAUAUUCCUGCUCAUGAGAUGAACAGUUUUCAUGUUUCCUUCGAAAGUCCUUAGUUUGGUUUUGUUCUACACCACCAGAAGCUGAAUUUCCACUGAUUCCGCACUAAAGCUUCUCCUUGACGCAAGAGAACCACCAAGUGAAAAAUAUGUAUUUUACCUCGCACCAAUUGGAUAAAUCUGAUCCUGCUUUUUGUCUCAUUCACGAUAUAAAAAAUGCAGUUUUAUGCAGCAGUGCUUGCUGUCUGAAAAUACUUCCUCAUCUAUUGGUUGCUAAGAAACAGCUAUAUUAUUGCAGAAGGCUCACAACCUGAAUCGUCACCUAUCCAUGUUCUCCAGAGAUGCUGCCUGACCUGCUGAAUUACUCCUGCGCUUUGUGUCUUUUUUUGUAUAAUCAGCAUCCGCAACUCUUUGUUUCUAUAUAUUCUUGCAGCUUCUGCUUUGGUAGUCUUGUCAAGUAUAAUCUGGUAUCAUUGCAUUAACCUUUCUUCACAUCAAACCUCUCAGGUUCUCCAUUCUGUCUGUACACAAUGUUUGCUUGCAUGUAAUUCUUGUAUACAAUGAAGAGCUCUUAAUGAUGACAUAAAACGAUCAAAGUUCAAAUAUUUGAUAGCAACAUUUAAAAAUACAUAUAAAAUCUAAAACUCAAUAUUGCAAACCAAAUUCAAAACCUUUAAAUUCUAUCUGUGCAUUUUAUUAUGUUCUUUCUCAACUAAAUUUUAUUAGGGUGGCUCACUGGCGCAGCUGGUAGGGUUGCAGCCUCACAGCACCAGAGAGCUGGGUUUGAUUCUGACCUCGGGUGCUGUCUGUGUGGAGUUUGCACGUUCUUCCUGUGACCGUGUGGAUUUGCUCCAGUUUCCUUCCACACCGCAAAGACGUGCAGGCUUGUAAGUUAACUGCCCUCUGUAAUUUGGCCCUUAGUUCAUAGGGAGCAGAUAAGAAAGUGGGAUAACAUAGAAUAGGUAUGCGUCGCUGAAAAUCUGUCCCAGCCCGUGUGCGCGAUUUUGGCGCCGUUUAGAGGGGGGCGGGUUUAAAACGCGAUUUCCCCUAGGCUGUUCAAAUCGAGGAUGUUCAGCCUAGUUAAUUAUUAACAAAAAAUCGCUGGAAGAUUCCGUCGCUUUAGCUAUUAUUACUUUUAAGGGCUUUAUAUAAUUGUUAUAGUAGUUUAAAAAUUAACCUCUAAACCCCGACCGCUGGCAAUGGGUCGGGUCUCAUACAGUGGACAACAGAAGGUAGGCUGUUUAUUUUUACAUUAAAAAGGGCUUCUUAAGAUCCCUUUAUACAAAGUUUAAUGUUGCGAGUAGCUAUUUUGGGCCCAUUAUAUCCCGCAGUAUUUUUCUGGGCAUUUGAGGGCACAAAUCUACCGCAAUGUGAACGUUCUAAACCAGCGCGUUCACAGGAACCCAGUAGAAAGCUGAUUUAAAUUGAUUUUAAUUUACAGAAAUUGAACACUAAAUUCCUUCUAUUUGGCCUAUAAAUUAAUGUAAAUGAGAUUUUAAAAUC